Molecule: messenger RNA, 1643 nt
Organism: Carya illinoinensis
Lineage: Eukaryota; Viridiplantae; Streptophyta; Magnoliopsida; Fagales; Juglandaceae
Exons: 2
Coding region: 196-1407 (403 amino acids)
Source: RefSeq, a predicted model, not a curated record
CCUCCUAACACAAAAGACAAAGAACAUCAUAAAUACAGAAGAUUUGAAAAAAAAAAAAAAAAAAAAAAAGGGACGAAGAUUUGAGAGAGAGAAAGGACCAGGAGAGAACCAGAGAACCACCCCAAGUCUCCUAACACUCACAUUUAUGGUUUACGUUUUGGAGGAGGAAGGCGGAGGCUUACGCUGUGGGAUCAGAUGUCGGCGGUGGACGGCGGCGUACGGGAGGUGCUGACCGGUUUGACUCUGAACGAUGUAUUGGGCACGACGGAGAAGCAAGCCGCGCUGGCUCCCCCAGCUCCCCUAGCUCGAUCUCAAAGCGCGCCGGGGCUUCAGCCUCAGCUCAGUAACCUGACCCUCAUGGACGUGAUCCGAGAGCAGGACCUAAACGCUAGGUCGUCUUACGAGGACCUCCUUGGCGGCCAACAGAACAGAGACAAUAAGUAUUGGAAAAACUUCAAACACAAGCUCUCUCUGAAGCGUGCCGGGGCCAACUGGACCUCUUCUAUUCGUAUCCCGGCCUCGGAUAUUCCUAUCCGCAAUGCUAACGCGAUUGGCAAUAGUCGGUCGUCACGGCAGAUUUCGUUUUCUAGAAACAACUCGGUCCGUUACCUGCACUCGGCCGAGUCGACUCAGUCGGAUGACAGUUUUACUUAUUCCGCUGUGGACCGAGACCACUCCUCCUCAUCGUCGGCUCUGGGUAUCAGGCCGCAGAUCUCUCGCCUGUGCUCUACCCGCUUAUCCCAGUCGGAGUCAACUCAUCCCGGCGACCCAGACUCUUCCGACGCACCUCCUCUUUCGCAGCUUCAGGGUUUCGGACGUCAAAUGUCGCGCCAUAAUUCGACGCGCUACCUUGUGAAUCUGCGCCAGAACUCAAUGUACAACAGCGACGUCACCGAUUUUGCAGCCACAGUAGACGGAGACGAAGAAGGCAAUGAUGAAACUGACGAAACCUCACAGCAGGCUCCAACGCGCCGCCUUGCAGUGGUAUUGGCAGAGGAGAGAGCUCUGUCAGCCAGAGAAGCGGUGGCAGCGCAGGAAGCCGCGGAGGCCGCGGCAGCAGCCGAGAGAGAACAGCCGGAGGCUGAAUCGUCGGAUUCACCGGUGGCGGAGCCCCCGGUGAGGAUGUCACUGAUGGACUUGAUGGACUAUAACAUAGCGGAAGAGGAAGAAGAGGAGCUGGAGGAGGAAGAAGGGGAGGAGGUGGUGGAGGAAGAGGAGGAGGAGUCGGGGGAAGGAGGAGGAGGAGUAGAGCAUAAAUGCUGCGUGUGCAUGGUAAGGCAUAAAGGUGCGGCUUUUAUACCUUGCGGACACACAUUUUGCAGGCUGUGUUCAAGGGAGCUUAUGGUGGGUAGGGGUAACUGCCCUCUCUGCAACCGCUUCAUCACGGAAAUUCUUGACAUUUUCUAGUCUUUUCUUUUUCUUUUUUUAAUAAUUAUAAUCCACAAUUUGAGAAAUAUUUUUUGGUCGGAUCAGAAAUGAGUCGUCACGUUUUGAUUGGUCGGCAAGUGAAGUGGAAAUUGUGAGGUUCUUGGUUGGUUAUUUGUGGUUUGAAUUUGGUAGUGGCCACUGGGUUCCUCCAGUUUCGAUGUUUGUUAUUAUUAUCUUUAGUUAAUUAAAGAUUGUAUAUUAUUAUUGUUCUUUCA